CAUACACACACACAAGCUCUUCCUCACACACAGUCUCUUCCUCACACACACACACACACUCCGUCUCUCUCACACACUCUGUCUGACCAGCCCAGCCAGCAGGCCCGUUUCGGAGCAGGGGAGCCCAGUAGAGACCUAUCCCAGGAUGGAUGUACUGAUGAAGGGGUUCAGCAUGGCCAAGGAGGGGGUGGUGGCCGCUGCGGAGAAGACCAAGGCUGGGGUGGAGGGGGCAGCCGCCAAGACCAAGGAGGGGGUCAUGUAUGUAGGUUCAAAGACAAAGGAGGGAAUGGACGCAGGAGUAAACAAAGUUGCUAACCGCGACCAGGCAAACAUCGUCGGGGACCCCACUGCUGCCGGAGCUGACCUCUCGCAGGGUGGCAUGGAGAACACCGGACAGGCGGAGGAGCCUCAGCCUGUAUACGAGGCGGAAUAUGGAGGAAUGGAGCAGGGAGGAGAAGGAGAGGGCUCUCAGGGCGGCUACUAGUCAUUCCAGGGACCUCUUCUCCCCAGCCUUCCGUUUGGUCGCUCGCUCCCCUCGCCCUGCUGUUCCAGACUUCCAGAUGUUCUACUUUAUGGAACCAAAACCGAUACAGACUCUUCCAGAUACCCCCUUUGCCCUCCCUGAUACCCUCUGUUUCCCCUAACAGCCCCCCUCUGGCCCCCCUCUCCUGUAUAGCUCCCCGCCUUUGUGUCGUUGUCGUCAUGUUGUUCGCCCUAGUGUUAUGUUCUCCCUAUCGCCACCCAGUACUCUAUCAAGAGGCCUGCGCACACACACACACACACACACAGCAAACACACACACACACACACACACACACACACACACACACACACACACACACAGGGUGGAUGAGAGCUGUGAUGAUUAUUCAGGAUUACAGAACCACAGAGAGAUUUAUCGUCGUUUGGAUGCUUGUGUGUGUGUGUCUGUUAGACGUGUCAAGUAGUAGGCCAGUUCAGGGGUGUUCUGUCCAUGAGAUGCUGCUGUAGGGACAUGUGCAAUGAAUUAGAGAGUGUGUGUGUGUGUGUGUUAAAGUGUGUUUGGUCACACAUGUAACAGGGUCAUAUUAAAACCGAUUAACUAGCCGGCUUAUAUCGUUGCACUUGUUAAGUCUAGGGGUCUUAGGCCUAGUUUACUGGUCUGUAACCUGAUUUGAUGUGUGCAUCAAUAUGAGAAGGAAGCGUAUGUGACCAGGUGUUGAAUGUACGUGCGCCCAGGUGACAGCCACCUUACCGUAAGUCCAGGGCCAGCUCCUUCUUGCCCUCUUGACCAGCCAGUCCAAGUGGAUUAUUACUUGUUCAGAUGGUGAAAGAUAAAUAUGUACAAAAACAAAACAAGAAAAAGGCAUCCCCAAAUAAAGAAGUUAACUAACACAAAGAAACAAACAACUAUAGAGGUUAACUAACACAAAGAAACAAACAGCUAUAGAGGUUAACUAACACAAAGAAACAAACAACUAGAGGUUAACUAAGGCUUCUGGCCUCUCUUUCUCCCAGACAGCCUAUCACCCCAAUUGGCUGCACCUGAUGUUCUUUUCAAGGCUUAGCUCAGCACCUAGACCUGCCAGCUGCCGCCUGGGGGUGGAGUGUGGGUGUAACCUAGAUAGUGUGUUGCCUAACUGUGUGUUAACACUACACUACCCGGCAUAUCAAAACAAUAUGUCUUGAGACACGCCAGAAAGCAAUACACAUGUACUGUUAGUGUGUGUGAGAGGAAGAAUGCUCCUGCCACCACUGGGAAUCACAUAACAGCAGAAGAUAUCAAUAUACGCAAUACACUACAGUGGUUUUGGUCUAGCCUGGGUUUAGUCUGGCUCUAGAUAUGGUCUGGGUCGACUGGCAGAGUUGAAAGGGAGGAAAGCAGAAAGUGAUUCAGAAUGAUGAUUACUUGUGAAAAUAUGUUGUUGUCAUAGUAAUACCAAGCAAUAGUCAGACAGACAGGUAGAAUAGAGGAGCAUCACACAUAGGGAAUGCUGGGAAAUGUAUAUUCAAAAUCGAUUUUUGAUUCCCACAAAAAAUAGUACAUUUUCUACUGUCAUUGGUCAACUGCUCCUGUUGUCAACCAUCUCAGCCACUCUGAGGCUUCCUCUGCCCUGUCACUCAGUGUGUCCCGCCCUUCCCUGUGUCAGCAAGUAAUGUUAGAGACUAAAACAGGUGCAGGUACAAAAAACAGGUCUGCCCUGUGCAGGUACAAAGUGUGUGUUUGUGUGUGCGUGUGUGUCUGUGUCAUAUAAAGCAGGUCAGUCCAGCAUCAGUGUCUGUAUUAUAGAGCAGGUAUGUGUGUAUUAUUACUUUGAGGUCAAUGGAAACUGAUUACUGCAUGUUGCCUUAUCCAGCACUCUUACAUUCACACAUCUCACACACACACACACACACACACAUGUACCCCAUACACACAGUACACUCAUCAAGCACACAAAAAUAAUACACAAACACACUCACACCUUGUUUAAGUUGGCAUCGAAGCAGACUUGCUGAUUUUAUAAACAGUACCAGUGAAUUAAAGACAGUUUUGUUGAAAUCCAAA
Messenger RNA from Salvelinus sp. IW2-2015, 2527 nucleotides. RefSeq names its product alpha-synuclein-like. Gene Ontology annotation, molecular function: cuprous ion binding. Gene Ontology annotation, cellular component: axon terminus; cytoplasm; neuronal cell body. Gene Ontology annotation, biological process: chemical synaptic transmission; synapse organization; synaptic vesicle endocytosis. Lineage: Eukaryota; Metazoa; Chordata; Actinopteri; Salmoniformes; Salmonidae. The record is from RefSeq and is a predicted model, not a curated record.